This is a messenger RNA of Petromyzon marinus (sea lamprey), 925 nucleotides long. The record is from RefSeq and is a predicted model, not a curated record. Lineage: Eukaryota; Metazoa; Chordata; Hyperoartia; Petromyzontiformes; Petromyzontidae.
AUGGUGGCCAGCUGCGAGGCCGUGGGGGCCGUGGGGGCCGCCUCGACGUGCCCACCGCGACGCUGUGCGGGGCCGGCGGCGACGACGGCGACGACGGCGACGACGACGACGAGGAGGAGGGGGAGGGGGAGGAGGGGGGGGGGUGGUGGUGCGGGGGGGGCACUCCGCGGGGGGCCCGCGGAGUGCCCCCCCCGGCGCCGCAAGCACCGCUACUUCUGGGAGUACGGGGAGCAUCACCCCCCACCGCCCAAGCUGGACCGCAGCCUCACGGCGCCCGAGUGGGACCGCGACACCCUGCCCUCAAACGUGUACCGCUUGGGUGGCGGGCACGGCAAGCGCUCGGCCAAGAAGUCACGGCGCGCGGACGUGGACGACGUCACCCCCAACCCGCGUCGGCUGCUCAACAUUGGCCAGGAGCUGUGCAAGCUCAACGCCGAGAUCGGCGACCUGACGCCCGUCAGCGAGCUGCCGCCGACGGCAAGGCCGCGCUCGCGCAAGGAGAAGAACAAGCUCGCCUCGCGGGCGUGCCGUCUGAAGAAGAAAGCUCAGCAUGAGGCCAACAAAGUGAAGCUGUUUGGGCUCAACGAUGAACAUGACCGGCUGAUGAGCGUUCUGCGCGCCAUCAAGCAGGAGAUUGUUCGGCGCGUUCAGCAGCAGCAGCAGCACGGAGCCAUCCACGAGGCGGAGAGCAUGACGGCCAAGCUGGAGAGACUCAUCAACUCCAGCCUGGGCCAGAUGGUGGCCGGCCACACCCCGGAGUUUGUGAACUUGGUGCUGGAGCGAGUCACCGGCGGGGAUCUCUCGGGGGGACUCCGUCCGGCGCUGGGGGCCGCUGCCGGGGCCGCCGGAGCGCUCUCACGACCCUCGCUGGCUCCCUCCUCGGGGGACUGAGCGGCGGUGGCGGUGGUGGCGGUGGUGGUGGUGG